AUGGCCAUGAUCGGAAUAAUAAUAAUGGGAGCAACAACGGACGCCAAUCUACCUACAUAUGCACACACACACACACAGUUCUCUCCUAUUCUUCAUCAUCUCAUAGGUUUUGGAAUAAUGUUAGCUAUAGGCAUCCUCGUCGUCGAGCAUGAAAACCUGAACGCGAAUAAACAUGAAACUAUAGAGUUCGCCUUUUUUCUUCGUUUAAGUAUUUUUAUGUCGAACGCAAACAAUCCAAUCGAUGUUAAUCUGUCGGACGAUCUGCUCGCUAGCUCAUUACCAGCUCGGUCAGGCCUUUAUCGUUCUCUGUCAGCUAAGCGUUCUCGAGAUCCUUCACAUCGCAAAAGUGUUUCAUUCAACGACGUCCCCACAGUGCAUGAAGUACCUCUUUACGAUUCCGUACGCAGUUCUAAUUAUGAACCUUAUCGAUCAUGGAUUUAUGCAGAACCGGCACCACCAAUAUCGAUUAAUUCACCAUUUUCUUCGUCACCGCUUCAAAUAACCAGUGCUACGAAUCACAAAUCGAAUACUACAUUGACUCGUUCAAAUAGUACUCUCUAUUCUUCGACAAGUCGACUGGCAGAUUGGUCUAUGCGAACUAAAACAUUGAAAAUUACUGAAGAUUCACUUGAUCAAAAUUCGUCGUGCAAUCCACCGUUAAUUGUUGUUCACACACCAGAAGAACGAUCGCGUAUGACUACUAAUACGGAAUUCAAUCCGCUAUUAACACCUGAAACUGUUGAAGAACGAAAACGUUCAUAUCGCCCAGCCACUCCGCACCAUCCUCAUCAAUCAGAACAUGGUCGCAGUCUUCCAUUCACUUAUGUACCCAUGUCUGAAUCUAGUAUUACAUACACAUCGUUAUUAUCAUCAGCAGCAAAUUUCUCUUCUAAUGAGCAAAUACCGACUGGAAACACACGUUCCGGACGUGUGCGAUCAGCGACGCUACCUUUCACUACGAGCCAGCAUUCCACACGUCAUAAUGAAAAUAGCGUAACCGUAGCAACGCGUCCGACAACUUCCUCUUCGCGAACUGUUUUGAAACCAGCAACAAUUGCUUUUCAAUGCGCACAGCCAAGUAUUAAUCACUCUAUAACAAAGCCACCUACUGUUCCAGUUCGCUCAACGUCUUCUGCUGCUCAUGCACGAUUGUUCUACUCGUUAAACCGACCGUUAUCUUCCGCGUAUCGUUAUAAUUUCGCUCAGCCUGCACCAGAUUCGCUAAGCAAGUCUUCUCCUACUAACUCACUUGCACGGUCACGAUCAGCUAAUCUUAUAAGUACAAGGCGUCAUGCAAAUUCGCCAGUCUCUAGCCUUGAUAGGCAGUCAGAAGGAACUAAUAACUAUCCAUCAAGCAAACGUACUCCUAAUAUAAGACACACUUAUGGUUCCGAUUACACUCAUCGCCUUCUGUUGCCAACGGAUAUUAAUUGA
Adineta ricciae is the source of this 1434-nucleotide messenger RNA. Lineage: Eukaryota; Metazoa; Rotifera; Eurotatoria; Adinetida; Adinetidae. The record is from the annotation of a GenBank genome assembly.